GCGAGUAAACGAUGAACUUUGAAUUACCGGAAUUGAGUACAAGUGACAAUCAAUUUGGACCACAUUUAAACAAAAUAGACAACAAGUUUAAGGAAAUUCCUUACUCUCCUUACUCAAAAUUUGAUAAAAUAACUCAGAUCGCUGAUUUUAACAAUGACUUAAAAGAGGAAUCGAACAAACAAUCAACUAAACAACUUAAACCUUUGUCAAAGAACAUAUACGGUUCUGGCUCUGCCACCGCCUUUGGUUACAUUCACGGCGAAGACGAAGCUUCAUUUAGCUUGGUUGACAAUAAGACUUCAGCAAAGAGAACUGUUGCUCUCGGUAGACGCCAACAACAACAACGUAAUAACGCUCAACCUGCUGUUAGACCAACUGCCCAGAGAACCAACACCCAACAACGUCAACAGGCCGCUCAAACUCAAGCUAAGCAACAACCACGCGUUAACAGAAAGAUGGGUUGGAAAGACUGGGACAAACCAAACAGAAUACGUGACGCUUCUGUACAAGUUGAACCUGAAUGGGAGAAGAUCGCCGAAAUUGACUUCCCUAGACUCAACAAACUAAACUUGGAAGUUGAAGAGCCAACUGAUGUAAUUAACUAUGGUCAAUUAUAUCCAUACGAUAGAGCUUUCGAUAGAAUAACCACAAAGAAUGAAAAGCCAUUAGAAAUCAAAGAUCGUGUACGUUACAAUCCAACAACUUCAGUUGAUCCAGUUAUUCAAAAACUCGCAAAUGAAAACAAGGCGAAGGUAUUCGCAACUGACUCCGUUUUGUCUGUUUUGAUGACUUCAGCAAGAUCAGUCUACCCAUGGGAUCUCGUUGUUGUACGCAAGGGAGACCAAAUCUUCCUUGACAAGCGUGAAGGUGGUCCAUUUGACUUUAUAUCAGUUAACGAAAACGCUGCUGAUCCACCAAUGGAGAAUGACAAGGAAACACUCAACACUCCAGCAAGUCUUUCAUUUGAAGCUACCUACGUUAACCACAAUUACACAACUCAAGUAACCAACGAACAAGGUAAACCAAAAGAAUUUGGUGAAGCCAAUCCAUUUGCAUCUGGUGAUGAACCUGAACCAGUAGCAAGCAGCGUUUACAAGUACAGGAAGUUCGAUUUAUCACUUGAGGAAAGUGAAGAAAUGGACUUAAUUGUUAGAACUGAAUUAGACGCUUAUGUUCCAGGUAUUAAGAAGAAAGACCCAACACCAUUCAUCACUAUCAAGGCGCUCAACGAAUUCGACCAUAGAGCUCAAGGUGCAGGUGGCGCUUUAGACUGGAGAACUAAAUUGGAUUCACAACGUGGUGCCGUCGUUGCUACUGAAUACAAGAACAACAGCGUUAAAUUGGCAAGAUGGACCGUUCAAUCUAUCCUCGCUGGCGCUGAGCUCAUGAAAUUCGGUUUCAUUAGCAGAGCCAAUCCAAGAGAUGAAUCUAAGCACGUUAUCGUUGGAGUACAAACUAUCAAACCUAGAGACUUUGCAACUCAAUUGAGUAUCAACCUCAGUAAUGGAUUCGGUAUUGUACGUACUAUAGUCGAUCUCGUCAAGAACCAACCAGAAGGUAAAUACAUCUUAAUCAAGGAUCCUAACAGAUCAAUUAUCCGUCUCUACUCUGUACCAUCAAACUUUGAUGAGGCAGAAGAAACACCCCAAGAAAAGGAAAACUAAAAUACAUCAUUGGUUAGAUUUAUUGGCUUAUUAAAAAUGCAUGAAUGUUCAA
Wallemia mellicola CBS 633.66 is the source of this 1716-nucleotide messenger RNA. Its product is annotated as translation initiation factor eIF-3, subunit D. Gene Ontology annotation, cellular component: eukaryotic translation initiation factor 3 complex; cytoplasm. The record is from RefSeq and is a predicted model, not a curated record. Gene Ontology annotation, molecular function: translation initiation factor activity. Bases 12 to 1664 code for a protein of 550 amino acids. Gene Ontology annotation, biological process: translational initiation. The transcript has 2 exons. Lineage: Eukaryota; Fungi; Basidiomycota; Wallemiomycetes; Wallemiales; Wallemiaceae.